Falco peregrinus (peregrine falcon) is the source of this 5467-nucleotide messenger RNA. Its product is annotated as histone H2B 5-like. The transcript is spliced from 2 exons. Gene Ontology annotation, molecular function: protein heterodimerization activity; structural constituent of chromatin; DNA binding. NCBI's taxonomy places the organism in Eukaryota, Metazoa, Chordata, Aves, Falconiformes, Falconidae. The coding region runs from base 455 to 835 and encodes 126 amino acids. Gene Ontology annotation, cellular component: nucleosome. The record is from RefSeq and is a predicted model, not a curated record.
ACGAAAACAGCUCCAUCCCACAGAUCCCACCUCUGCUUUCUGGCAGCUUACCUGACUCAUAAAGAGAGUGGGGGAUUUUACAUGCCACCUACAUCAACUCAACAUUUUCCUUUGUGGUGAGAGUUAAUCACCACCCUUGUCAUAUUAUUUCACCGACCUUCCUAAAGGCACGAUCUGUCAGGGGGGAUUGUUUAUCCUCCAAACCACCCUUAGAACUGCUUAUAGAAUAGGGUGGGUUUUUCUGAAUUUGGUCAAAAUACACAGGUGGUCCAUUGUAGUAAGGUUUUCUGUGUUAUUUGUUAAAAACUGGCAUUUACCCCAGGAUCAGGGAAGAGAGUUUCUGUUUACAGAGGACUCACCUCUGACAUGAGAAGUGCCACCUGGAGAGCUGAGAUGCAGCAGCUGAAGGUUGAGGACCAUCUCCAAGCUCCAAGACCCAAAGAAAGCUCUCAGGAUGCCAGAGCCAGCAAAGUCCACCUCUGCGCCCAAAAAGGGCUCCAAGAAAGCGGUGACGAAGACCCAAAAGAAGGGCGAUAAGAAGCGGCACAAGAGCAGGAAAGAGAGCUACUCCAUCUAUGUCUACAAGGUGCUGAAGCAGGUCCACCCCGACACCGGCAUCUCCUCCAAGGCCAUGGGCAUCAUGAACUCCUUCGUCAACGACAUCUUUGAGCGCAUUGCUGGAGAAGCCUCCCGCCUGGCCCAUUACAACAAGCGCUCCACCAUCACCUCCCGGGAGAUUCAGACAGCUGUGCGUCUGCUGCUCCCAGGAGAGCUGGCCAAGCACGCCGUCUCGGAGGGCACCAAGGCCGUCACCAAGUACACGAGCUCCAAGUAGCGGGACAUCACCUCUCUAGUGGGACCAUCGAGCACCGGACCCUCCGCGCAAGCACGGGUAGGCAGCCACGGUCCGGAUAAACGUCACAGCUAUUAUCCACAGCAAUUUACAGCCUUGGGAUGGGCAUGAGAAGCUGCCAUGUGGAAGAGGAGACAGUGAUCUGGAUGUCAACUGAUUUUCAUAGUCUGUUUGGGACAUGCAGUGGGUUCGACGAGGCUGGUGGAGGAGGCCCCUGCUUUCACAUCUCAUCUGAAGGACUGAUCGACUGCAGUAUAUCCAAACUCUCCUCUGUGCUUGGCAAACAUGCAUGCUUGGCGCUGGCAGGGGAGACUGGCAGCAGCAACACAGAGAUGCCGUCUCUGAAGUCUUCCUGUUCGGCUGCUUUCUCACAGUCAUCCAAGAUGGGCACCAAGGAGUCAGUGCUGGUAUCCUCUCCCUUGUAGCCCAGAUCCAUCCUGGUGUACAGUGGCACAGCCUACCCUGUGCCAGCAGAAGUGGCAUUGACAGCUGCAGGGCAAGGGCUGUAGAAUGAAAUUGAUACUGAUUCAACAACGAUCUGUGCUUGACCGCCUGUUUUAAAGAGCAAGCCUGGCAGGCAGGCAGGUGCCCGGGAUGAUACCAAGCGCUGCUCCUCCUCGUUGCUCCCAAUGGAUGAACCGUCCAGCAGGCUGGGGGUGCUGCCGUGGAGCUGCCUGCUGCCUCCCACGUUGUGCCAAGGAAGAUGGAUAGACAAGGGGGGAUGUUGGGGCUGGGUUGCUGCCCUCCCUGGCUGCUGCUUUGGCUGCUGUAGGACUUGCUUUGGUGUGCAAGAUGCUGCUAAUUCUGCUGCUUUUCAGAGACUUUUCCUGCCUUGACGCUGCCUGGGCUCUCCUUUCCACCAUACGCAUGGACGAGAUGGGGUGGUGCCCAUGGGGGUUCCCCUCUCCUGUGAGCGCAAGGGUGGUGCAGGACAAACAGCACAGGAGUGUCGGGAGGGGACUGAAGAUUUGGGAAGGCCUCUGGAGCGGGAACAGAGGUGGUUAAUGCAGUCUGGGGGAGAGGCUCCCCACAUCUCCGGGCAGCUCACCUGGCCCUGCCUUCCCUGCUUUAUUCACUGGUUAGAAAGAAAAAGCAAAAACUGGGGCUGGGUGGAUAUAUAGGGACAUUUGCCUGCAUCCCAGUGAUACUUUAAAUAUUAAAUAAUUUUAAACUACUUCAGAUACUCCCCACGUCUUCUCCAAGUCCAUAGUAAGGUGAGCAAUAAUAAAAUCCUGAUAAAAGCCAUAGAAAUCAGUGGAGGAACAUCUUGGUGAGAGAUUUAUCUUGCCUGAACUGCUGGAUAGCAGAAGAGCACGUGUGGAACUGGUGUGAAGUUGAAGCUUCCUACUCAAAACAUAAAAUUAGCCAACAUUUUUUAAAAAAAUCAAAAUAUCUGGUAGGCAGUAGCGCUCAGAUAAAAAAUAUUUGUGUCUAAAAUAACAACUGCUUUCUGCAGCUUAUCCUGUAAAUAAAAAGGGCAGCAAACAUACAGGAUCCAGAACUAAGUGCAGGUUCUCCCCAAACUCAAGACCUUGCUUUUAAUUGAAAGAUAAAUUAAUACCCUGAAAUAGCAACCUUGCAAUACAUCUGCACUUUCCCUUACAUUUAUCCUGUUUCUUUACACUUUGAGAGUGAUGGGGGUCCUUGACAAAUUUACGUUGCUUUUGGAGCUGUAGAACUCUGCAGCUGCAGAAGAUUCAGUUGUUUCUUGCUUUUAUAACAGCAUUACAGUCAUUUUCCAGUUGGUCUGAGGAAAGGACCAUGCAGACCUACUCAACCAAGAGCACCUCAAGAACCUGAGAGCAACAUGGGGUCUUGUGUGGUCUCUGUGCAAGAGUGAAGAUCAAGUUCCUUAUGGGCUGCUCCCAUUCCCCUGCUUUGGGUUUGAACACCACGCACCCGAAAAGGGGCUUUCCUCCCAUACUUUUGCUCAGUGAUAGCACACAGCCACGUUUGAUACCCUAAUGCCAGCAGGAAUCCCUAGCGAUAUCUUUGAGAAAGAGCAAGAGCCGUCUCCCCCGGUGUCAGCACCCACAGCGAGCAGCUCCCAGCAGCAGUGUCUGUACUCGGUAGCAUUGGUAACCUGGACCACUUGGCCAGGGCACUUUGGAGGUGACAGAUUGGCACUUCCUUUUGUUUCCAAUCAAAUAGUCAAAAUCAGGCACCAAAGAUGAAAAUGUACCUGCAGUGGGCCUAGAUCUGCUCUCCUCGGCCCCUCUCCCACAAGAAAUCGGGCAGUGUAUGAUGCAGAAAGGGAAUAUAGAGAGUGAAGGGCUGGCUGGCAAUGCUGGACCUCUCUCCUGUUCCUAUGAGCUGCGGGUCAGCUUUCAUCCCCUCGGGAAGUCCUGAAGAUAGGAAUUCAGAGUGGGAUAGAUCUGCUCCAGUCCAAGUGGUGUGUGCAAGGUAGGACACACCUCUCCCAGGAUUACCCGGCACAGCCUCCCAAUCCUCACUCUUCUGAGCAGAGCAGAGUCCUGCUCCAGUCUCUGCAGGCUGCAAGAAGUCAGGAAAAUAAAAUGAGGUGGGUUUAGGGUGUUUUAGGGUCUCCUGGGUGGCUCGGGGAGCUGGGGCAAGGCUGGGCACUGGGAUAAGAGCUGCUGGCCCCAUACACAUACAGCACUGGUCUCAUUUUCUUCUGCCGCUAUUGCCACGCUCUGGUUUUGAAAAUUUUUUCAGAGAAAGGAGAAACUUUGAUUUAAGGCUAUAAAAAUGCUUGAAGACUUAAAGAGGAUUUUUAUAUUGUCGAAAGCCAAGUGACUGAGACUAGUCAUGUCCUUCCAUUUAUAGUUUAGGCUGUGGUUUCACACAUCAUUUGCUCUUCACUCUCCCCUUGUAUUGCUUCUUUACUUGCGCCUGGCAGUGUGAAGCACAGGACUGGGGAACGAUCGAGGUUAAAAUGAGCCUUCUUUUUCUUUUUUUUUCUUUUGCAAGCUUUGUUUUAACCCAAUUCUGGGGGCUGCUCUGCUCUGUCACUGUUGUACAGACACUUGUGCUAGGGAAGGGAAGGGCUGAUCCAGGAAAGGCAGGGCUGGCAUAAGCUAGGACUGCUGCAGAAAGCAGUUGGGAAAUUAAAGGCCUUAGUGUCAAGGAAAAAUGAAGGAAGGAAAUUUGUGUCUCCUGCGGUGGUCCAGUUAGCAGCAGAGUCUUGGCUUUUAAAUACACAGCUAUGGGUGUUUGACCCUUGCAGUGUCCCACAAGCAGUUUCUCCAACAGUCCUGAUGCUGGAAAUCCGACACAUCCCAUUUCUGCAGAUCCCAGAGGACUCGAAUGUCACACAAGGGAAAAGGGAGCAGAUUGGGAAGGGGACUGUGCUCCCAUGCAGCCGCCCAGCUGUAGCGUUGGGAGGCUCCUUGGUCAGCAGGCAAACGGCACGCGAGGCAGCCUGCCCUCCCCACGGCUGCCUGCUGCUGUACGGGAGCGUGCUCACAAGUUACACGGGAGUUAUUUUGACUGCGAUGAGCUUGGACUAAGCCUUAAUAUUAGAGGCAAUAGAAGUUCAAACAUCAAUUGUCCGCUCAGUAAUCUGAGGUAUGACAGUUCUUUGGUAAGGAGAUUUGCUGCAGAAGAGGAAUUGUGCACUUCAGAAUCCGUGCUUGUAAAAAAUACUUAUUUCCAGCUCUGGAAUUCAUAAAACAUUUCAAAAUUGAAGAUAAUAUAUCAAGCUCCAUUGUCUCUAUCUGUCUCUAUCUGAUUCCUACUCCCAACUCCAGAAGCACCUUUUUUUUUUUUGCUGUGUUUUGCCAAUUAAAAGAAAAAAAAAUCAACUGCAGAUUGAAAGUUGGAAAAGGAAGCUGAAAAAGAGUAAUACAGCCUUGAUACUAACCCCAUGUUAACCCCGUGCACAUCGCUGCAUCGAGUUAUUUGUUUUCAUGUACAAUUUAAGAUAAAAUUAGCUGCUAUAGAUCUACUCCUGAUUUUCCACCCUGCUUCCCUAGAAGGGCUUAAAGUCCAUCUGCCCUUCACAGCAGAGCUCAAUCUACAGAAGAACCAAGUGGCCAUGUUCAUGGAGUUUUGCUCCUGCUCCGGAUAGACAGGUCUUUAGUCAGGCACAGGGAAAACAACAGUAAAAACAAGUGUGGAGGAUGAGUGCCUGUCCUGGGCACUGCGGCGUGUCCUCGGAAGGGGUGCCUGAGCUGAGGCUGCUGAGGAGCCCUGCCCAGAGGAGCCGUGUGGCUGAGCGCCCUUCUGCCCUGGUGACAGGCAGCAACGCAGAGGUAGCCCCAAGUCCUGCCCACCCCUGGAGCCAACCUUGGCACGGCCUCUGCACAGCCCUGAGCAUUUGUCCCAUGGUAGCGCUUCCUGAUGGUUUAUAUCCAGACCAAAUUGUUUGCAGGAAAAGGAAGAAUGGGAACUAAAUCAUAAAAAUCACUUGCUGCCAGAAUUUCAAGAGAUCCCCAGGACCAGCACCUGGGGACCAAUCUCUCAUGCUUACUCUGCAUGCAUGAUACCUUGUGGGCUUAUGUACACGGGGUUUUUCUGACAGUAAGUGUUAACAUCAAGUAUGAUCUAUGUUACAAUACUGCUGUUUUAUGACCUAUCUUACUGCUAAUUAUCUGUUUUCUGUUAAAUGUAUAAAUAAAAUGUAAAUGACAACCUGUUUAAAGUCACAUGAGA